CGUCCUCUUUGCACCAAUUUGUAAUGACUCAUGCGUGUACCACCACCAUCAAAAUUGUGGGUUCAUAUCACAUUGGUCAGAAUAUAUCUCAGCUGGUCAAAAAGAAGUGUAAAGGAGGGGGUAAUAUCGACUUUCAACCAAAUUCAACGCUUGACAACGGUGAUAAAGUCAGACCAAUGUCCGAUGCAUGAGGUAAAAAAAAAAGUAAAAAAAAUGGAGGCGGGAAAGAAAUUCGCAGUGCUCCAAUGCGCGGAGGACACGGAGCACGUGAAGAAGAGGUACGGCGGGUAUUUCGGGGUGUACUUGGAAAUGCUGGCGGAGGAGGGGGAGGAGUGGGCCCUCUUCCGGGUGGCUCGCGGCGAGUUUCCGGCGGAGGACGAGAUUGCCGGCUACGACGGGUUCGUCAUCACUGGGAGCUGCGCUAACGCCCACGCCAACGACGUCUGGAUAUGCAACUUCUUGGGCUUUCUCAGGAAGUUGGACUCCAUGAAGAAGAAAGUUCUUGGCAUUUGCUUUGGCCACCAGAUAUUGGGCCGGGCCAUAGGAGGAAAGACGGGGCGCAACACCAAUGGUUGGGACAUCGGAGUUACCACCGUACACUUGGCUCCGUCGAAGCUUUUCACCUCCCUCAAAAUGCCGCCUUACCUCGAUGUUUUUGAGUUCCACCAAGACGAGAUACAAGAGCUUCCAGCGAAGGCGGAGAUAAUGGCAUGGUCUCACAAGACUGGAAUAGAAAUGUUUAAGUAUGGUGAUCAUAUGAUGGGCAUUCAAGGUCACCCUGAGUACACCAUGGACAUUGUUCUCCACCUCAUCGACCGUCUUUCCAAACGCAACCUUAUUCAGGCGGAGACGGCGGCCGGGGCAAAGGCGAAGGUGGAGAAGGAAAAAGUAGGACGAUAUGAAGAAGAAGAUGAUGGACCGAGCAAGGCGGCGUGGAGGAAGAUCUGCAUUACUUUCCUCAAGGGAUCAUUCAAAUAAUUAAAUCCAAUUCAUAUAUACUCCCCCGUUAUUCCACAAAACACUUUCGCCCUAAUUUUUAGCGUGUCCCAUAAAACAGUUCUAUUCCACCUAAAAUGUCUAAAAUACCUUCGAAAUAACUUCCACUCGCAAUUAACUACGAAGUGGGAUGGGAGAAAAUUUUUGAAGGAUGCGCAAAAAAUAUGGACGAAAGUGUUUUGUGAAACGGCAGGAGUAUACAAUUGGGAUAUGAUAAAUAAUGAUGAUCCAUCAUA
Molecule: messenger RNA, 1232 nt
Organism: Cuscuta campestris
Lineage: Eukaryota; Viridiplantae; Streptophyta; Magnoliopsida; Solanales; Convolvulaceae
Source: the annotation of a GenBank genome assembly